Belonocnema kinseyi is the source of this 903-nucleotide messenger RNA. RefSeq names its product suppressor of hairless protein-like. NCBI's taxonomy places the organism in Eukaryota, Metazoa, Arthropoda, Insecta, Hymenoptera, Cynipidae. Gene Ontology annotation, cellular component: nucleus. The transcript has 2 exons. Gene Ontology annotation, molecular function: RNA polymerase II cis-regulatory region sequence-specific DNA binding; DNA-binding transcription activator activity, RNA polymerase II-specific. Gene Ontology annotation, biological process: regulation of transcription by RNA polymerase II. The record is from RefSeq and is a predicted model, not a curated record. The coding region runs from base 1 to 903 and encodes 300 amino acids.
AUGGAAUACCAAUUUGGAUUGCCUACAAUGGCACACGGAAUGCAGUCCUCGCAUUUGCAAACGGCUGUCAUGCCCGCGUACCCAGGAUUUGGUCCCGGCGCUUAUCGACCCGAAUACCAGGAUCAAAGACUGACACGUGAAGCCAUGGAGCGCUACUUGCGCGAUCAAACUGACAUGGUGAUUGUCGUUCUGCACGCCAAAGUCGCCCAGAAAUCUUACGGCAACGAAAAGAGAUUUUUUUGUCCUCCUCCCUGUAUUUAUCUCUUCGGUGACGGGUGGAAAAUGCGACAAGAACAGAUGCGCCGAGAGGGGGAAUCUGAACAGUCUUCGCAGCUCUGCGCAUUCAUUGGGAUCGGCAAUUCUGGUCAAGACAUGCAGCAGCUUGAUCUCAGUAAUGGAAAGCAGUACUGUGCUGCGAAAACAUUGCACAUCUCAGACUCUGAUAAGAGAAAAAACUUCAUGCUCUCCGUGAAGAUGUUCUAUGGUAAUGGGCACGAUAUCGGAGUUUUCCAGAGCAAACGGAUAAAGCUCAACGGUGGCGGCGAUGUGGCAAUGCUGGAAUUGACUGGAGACAAUUUCACGCCGAAUCUUCGAGUCUGGUUUGGCGACGUGGAAGCGGAGACAAUGUAUAGGUGUGAGGAGAACAUGGUGUGCAUUGUUCCAGACAUUUCCCUCUUCAGAGGCGAGUGGCUGUGGGUUCGUCAGCCAAGGCAGGUUCCGGUUUCUCUGGUACGCAACGAUGGCAUCAUUUAUGGGACCGGGUUGACAUUCACCUAUACACCUGAGCCAGCUCCACGUCCACAUUGUCCUCUGGCAGAUGAAAUUUUGAGGGCACCCCAGACCAUUCAUAAUCAAGCCAGUCUGCCACCAGCUAUAGCUGACUUACCUUGGAGUACGCACUAA